Molecule: messenger RNA, 1290 nt
Organism: Candoia aspera
Lineage: Eukaryota; Metazoa; Chordata; Lepidosauria; Squamata; Candoiidae
Gene: CSRP3
Product: cysteine and glycine rich protein 3
Biological process (GO): sarcomere organization; cardiac muscle contraction; muscle tissue development
Cellular component (GO): Z disc; cytoplasm; nucleus
Molecular function (GO): structural constituent of muscle; actinin binding
Source: RefSeq, a predicted model, not a curated record
CUCUUUACCCCUGCCCCAACUUACACAGCCCUCCUCUCCUUGAAAGUAUUUAAAGUCGGCCGGAUCCUGGCUUGGUCUCUUCAAAAAGAUACAGAAGACAAGAAGAUACAUACAUUUCCUUCUGGAGACAGCUCAAGCCAACUGAAAAUUUCAAGGAUGCCAAUCUGGGGAGGUGGAGCCAAAUGUGGCGCAUGUGAUAAAACAGUCUACCAUGCUGAGGAAAUUCAGUGUAAUGGACGGAGUUUCCAUAAGACGUGUUUCCACUGCAUGGGUUGCCGAAAAGCUCUGGACAGCACAACAGUAGCAGCUCAUGAAUCAGAAAUCUACUGCAAAACAUGUUAUGGGAGGAAAUAUGGCCCCAAAGGAAUUGGCUAUGGGCAGGGCGCUGGCUGUCUCAGCACUGACACGGGAGAACAUCUGGGGCUGGAUCUACAGCAGCACUCACCAAAGCCAGCUCAUUCUUCUACCCCUACCAACCCUUCAAAGUUUGCCCAAAAGUUUGGGGAUGUAGAAAAAUGUCCUCGUUGUGGAAAGUCAGUAUAUGCUGCAGAGAAGAUAAUAGGAGGAGGAAAGCCUUGGCACAAGACCUGCUUCCGAUGUGCUAUUUGUGGGAAGAGUCUAGAAUCUACAAAUGACAAAGACGGAGAGAUUUAUUGUAAAGUUUGCUAUGCAAAGAAUUUUGGCCCUCCAGGAAUUGGAUUUGGUGGCCUCACUCAAAAGGUGGAAUAAGAUGCUUCUCACUUAGACCUAUCUAAAUAAGUAACAGUGAAAAAAUUAAUUUCUUACACAGUUGCUGUAAUAUAUAGUGGGAAAUCAUUUUUGGAAAAAUAGUAUUUUAUUCCUGAGCAUGAGAAAUCCAUUAACAUUGAGAUCUGAACUGUUCAUAAAUAAUUUCUGAAUCAAAAUUUCAUCAAUUGCGUAGUCUUGAUGCUGUUAUUUUUACACUUGUACUAAUUAAGCAAAACCCAAUUCCUAUUCUAUAUAUCAUACGCAACAUCAACGUUUUGAAGAUGCAUCAUGAAAUACAGGAUUUGAUUAUGAUUUGUCAGCAAGGUAACAUAGUUUUAAUGAUAAGUCUACCUACAAGUAUAAUCUCUACCUCUAUUGUUUUUUAAUUUUAACCCUCUCAAAGCUCUGUUGACUUUUUUGGGAAAAGUUGAUUGGUUAUUCCACUUCUAAGCAUAUUCUACUGAAGACAGAGCAACUUAUAGAUGUGCUAUACUGCAUUAAAGAUAAAAAUGUAAUUCAGUUGUGAGCACUAAGAUAAAUAUUUCAUUCAUCAGAGCAUAA